Molecule: messenger RNA, 1077 nt
Organism: Hirsutella rhossiliensis
Lineage: Eukaryota; Fungi; Ascomycota; Sordariomycetes; Hypocreales; Ophiocordycipitaceae
Product: major facilitator superfamily transporter
Exons: 5
Coding region: 1-1077 (358 amino acids)
Biological process (GO): transmembrane transport
Cellular component (GO): membrane
Molecular function (GO): transmembrane transporter activity
Source: RefSeq, a predicted model, not a curated record
AUGACCCAGCCCGCCGGCGCCCUGGCGGCCCACCCCGAGUCGCAAGGCACCCCGGCUCCCGACGCCGACCCCAUCGAGCUCUCCCGCCUCGACGCCUCGGGCGCUCGCGCCUCUCCGUCGACUGAGCCCGAGCCGGGGCGGGUGUCCGCCUCCGCCCCGGGGCCCGUCUCCGCCCAAGGCCCAGCCGAGAGGUGGAACCAGCCGAGGGUCAACAUCGGCAGGCUGGCUUUUGCCUAUUACUCCUUCAUCAUUGCCGGGAUGAAUGAAGCCGCCGUCGGUCUCGAACACCACUACAAAGGCCGCAGCAACGUCGACGUGUCAUGGUUCUUCCUCACCCCUGCCGUUGGCUACUUGGCAGCCGCCCUCGCCAAUGCCCCCAUCCACCGCCAAUUAGGCCAUCGCGGCGUCGCCGUCGGGGGGCCUUUUUUCCACCUCGCGACCUUCGCUUGCUUCGCCUACAAGGGCGCCCAACUGCCGGCCCCUGCUGUCAUUGCCAUCAAUGCCUUGAGUGGUUUUGGCAACGGGCUGACUGAAGCCUGCUUCAACGCCUGGGUUGCUGGCAUGGACAAGGCCGGCAUCGUCCAGGGGUUAAUGUAUUCCUGCUACUCGCUCGGCGCCUUCUUCUCAUCCCUCGCCGUCGCGUUCAUGGUCGUCGAGGUCGACAAGGCUUGGCUCAACUACUACUACGUCGUGUCGGGCAUGGCAUUAAUCGAGUUGUUUGGCCUCACGGUCGUCUUCUGGAACAAGGAUGGCCCCGGUUACCGAGCUGAGCAUGCCCACGAAGGCGGCACGCGUAAGGCGCUUAGGUCCGUGGUGACAUGGCUAUGCGCGCUCUUCUUAUUCGUCUGCAUGGCCGCCGAGGCUGGCCUUGGCGGCUGGGUCGUCACGUUCAGGCUGGACGUCUCCUCCGCCUCUCCCUUGGCACCUGCCAUUGCCAACUCCAGCAUGUGGGCCACCAUGGCCCUGGGCCGCGCCCUUUUUGGCGUUGCCACGCGCGGCUUUGAGGGGCGACGCCGCCUGACUAUAUGCCUUGCCACUUGCCUCGCCAUCUGCGUCGGCUUCGAGCUGCUCUUCUAG